UUUCAUUAGUAACGCAAGUCUUUCGAAAACCCCUUUUAAAACAAAAAUCCAAAAAAUAUAUAUAUUUCAAUGAGCGCGUAUUUAAAUAAAAUGAAAUAUUAACAAAAAAUAUAUAUAUUUAAAAAAAAAAAAUCUGUGUUUUAAAUUAUAAGUGUGUUGUGUUUUUUUUAAAGGCGUAAACUAGUCAAUAUAAAAAUAAAAGAUUAUACAAAAAUAAAACAAGAAAACAAAUAAUUAACAACAAAUUAAAUUAAAUUAUUACAAGCAAUUAAUUUAUAAUUAUUAUUGUUUUUGUUGAAAUUUAUAAAAAAAAAAUAACGAAACAUUUAAAGUAGAAUUUUUUAUAGAAACAGAAAAUGUUUUUGAAAUUUUUAUGUCUGUUAUUCUCAUUAUCAAUUUCAUUCAAUAUCAGCUGUGGGGAAAUACCAAACGAUGGCAAAUUACGCGUUUGCAUUGUUGAAUCGCGAGGACACUAUCGCAAGGCACCACAAUUCUGUCCCAUGCUAGAAGCUACCAGCAAUAUGGAAUGUGUAGUGGGCGUGGAUCGUCUGGAUUGUGUGAGGCGUAUACACAAGGGUACAGCACAUUUUGGUGUGCUAUCCUCCGAGGAUUUGGUGGCGGCACGUUGGGCUAGUGUCGAGAUAUUGGUGACAAGUGAACUAAGAUCCCACGAUGCACCAUUCGAGUAUGAGGUAGUAGCUGUCGUAGAUAAUGAAGCUGAUAUUCACACGGUGCACGAUCUAAAGGGUGCUAAGUUAUGCCACCCGGGUUAUGGUUUGAAAAAUCAUUGGACCGAUGUUUUUAGCUAUUACUUCGAGUCCACCAUGGGUAAGUCAUGUGACCCGGAAAUGUCUAUUUCUGAAGAUCGUAUUAGAGCUUCGGCUCGUUUCUUUGGUCCCAGCUGUACGGCUGGACCUUGGGUACCAAAUCCUAAGCAGGAUCGCCAAUUAAAAGAUCGUUAUCCCUUGUGUCAAAUGUGUUAUGAUCCCUAUAGAUGUGAUAGAGACAAACAUUGGGGUAGAAGAGGAGCCCUGUACUGUCUCACCAGUGGUGGUGGUAGUGUGGCCUGGGCUCGUUUGGAUGAUGUUAAAAGUCAUUUUGGGUUGUCCGGUUUAUUGGCACAAGCUAAUCCCAGUGAAUAUAGUUACUUAUGUGCUGAUGGCCAUUUACAACCCAUUAACACGACUAGACCCUGUGUUUGGGUAGCCAAACCCUGGCUUAUAGCUGCCCGUCGUUCUCAUGCUGCUCAGGUGCAACGUCUAGUGACGGGCAUUAAUCAUGACAAUCCUUCCAGUUGGCAAAAUGCCUUUUUGAGUUUAUUGGAAAAUUUCCAUGUUGAUAAAUACCUUGACAAUGUCAUACCCAUAGAUGAUUAUUUAGAUCAGGCUAGGUUUCAAAGUGCCUACAGUUUCCCAGAAUGUAAUCCUCCGCGUUCGAUUGUUUUCUGCACCACUUCUGUUAUAGAACCAUAUCAAGGUUCUUGGGUUACAGGAAGCUUCUCAAGUUUAUGGGUCCAACCCAAUAUACAAUGCAUAAGAUCCGCUACUCUGGACCAUUGUAUGGAUGAUAUUAAAUAUAAAGCUGCCGAUGUUAGUCUUGUUGGGCAAGAACAGCGUUUGAAAGCUCAACAGGAAUAUAAGUUACAACCCAUACUCUUUGAAUACUCACAAAAUAUGCAUGAUCUCUAUGCCACAAUAGCUGUGGUUCACAGGGACUCAAAAUUCGUCACAUUCCAAGACUUAGAAGGAGAAGCCUGUUUACCUUCGUAUGAGGCUGCCUAUCUCUCGGUUUUAGAACGACUACACAAUAAAACUGGACAACGUAUUGCUCCACACAAAUAUUUCUCACGUCACUCUUGCCUAUGGCAUGGAGACAAACUUGCUCUGAUGUUUACAGAGGUGACGAGGGUUGCCUUGAGAUGUUUAGCCCAAGAGGGAGAAGUGGCCUUUAUAAGCUCCGACUACAAGAAAUACAUAUCAGGCAAUUUAACUUCUCCCUGGUUAAAACAAUCGGGUCACAAAUCUUUCAAAUCCUAUGUUCCCUAUGGUGCCAACGUAAGACAUUCGAAAUUUGAAUUCUGCUACAUGCACUGGACUACCCGAGGCUAUAUAAUGACUCAUGAUGGUCCUCUGGCAAGGCAAAAUGAAAUUUUCAAUUCUCUACGAGAAAUAGAUGGUCUCUUUGGCAAGAAAUUCAAAGAUGAUGUUAGACCUUUCACCAUGUAUGGGGUUUUCGAUCGUCAAAACAAUAUCAUAUUCCGUGAUCAAACCGAUGAAUGUGGCCUACAGCAAAUGAAGAGUGAUAUUAAUCCCCGCAGCAUGGAGGAUAUCUAUGAUGAUUUAUGUAGCAGGAAAAUACAAAAGUGCAAUCGAUAGUGGUGUUAGCCAGUUAUCGGCUUCAAGUUGCAGCUUAGCGAUAAGUGCUUUAUUGAUAUUGCAUAUUCUAAGGCGCGUGUUUGUUUAAUGGAUUUUUAAAGUUUUGUUUUAUUCCAAUUGCUUUAUAGUAGUCAUCUAAGACUUUAUUUAAAUAAUUAUUUAUUGUGAUAUUAUAAUAUAAGUUAAGCUGUAUAGAAGCAAGGCUAGGUGUAGAUUUGUAUGGCAGAAAACUUAAGUCAGGAAGAUUUAAAAAGACCAAUGAUCUUGCUUUUAGUGUUGUAAUAAUAAUUUAAGUUUUUUAAUAUUGAAAUAAAUAAAUGUUGAU
Molecule: messenger RNA, 2700 nt
Organism: Lucilia sericata (common green bottle fly)
Lineage: Eukaryota; Metazoa; Arthropoda; Insecta; Diptera; Calliphoridae
Product: transferrin
Biological process (GO): iron ion transport
Cellular component (GO): early endosome; plasma membrane; recycling endosome
Source: RefSeq, a predicted model, not a curated record